AUGUCCGGCUACGACCAGUACAACCAGGGUGGCUACGGCCAGCAGCAAGGCUAUGGUGGCCAACAAGGCUACGGUGGCCAGCAAGGCUACGGCCAACAGCAACAGUACGGUCAGGGUCAAGAGGGCUACGGCCAGCAAGGCUAUGGCCAGCAGCAGGGUUCUUCCGACUACUCCGGCCAGCAGCAACAGGGCUACGGCCAGCAGCAGGGUGGUGGUUCUUCCGACUACUACUCCGGCCAGCAGCAGCAAGGCUAUGGCCAGCAGGACCAGAACCGCCAGGGUGGCUAUGAGCAGCAGCAGGGUGCUCCCGGUGAGGCCCAGGAGGGCGAGCGUGGUCUUGCCGGCGCCCUCGCUGGUGGUGCUGCCGGUGGCUUCGCUGGCCACAAGGUCAACCACGGUUUCCUCGGAACAAUCGGUGGAGCCAUCAUUGGUAGCAUUGCUGAAGACGCUGUCAAGAAGCACCGCAACAGCGACAACCAAUCUCCUCCUCAGUACGGUGCCCCCCCUCCCAACGGUCAAUAUGGCGGCGGCCCUCCUUCCCACAAUGGUAGCGGCGGCUCCAUGAUGGAUCAGCUCGGUGGCUUCUUCAAGAAGUAG
Molecule: messenger RNA, 597 nt
Organism: Penicillium psychrosexuale
Lineage: Eukaryota; Fungi; Ascomycota; Eurotiomycetes; Eurotiales; Aspergillaceae
Gene: hel10
Product: putative high expression lethality protein Hel10
Exons: 2
Coding region: 1-597 (198 amino acids)
Cellular component (GO): outer membrane
Source: RefSeq, a predicted model, not a curated record